Diabrotica balteata is the source of this 1138-nucleotide messenger RNA. Lineage: Eukaryota; Metazoa; Arthropoda; Insecta; Coleoptera; Chrysomelidae. The record is from the annotation of a GenBank genome assembly.
AAUCGUUCUUAUUUAGUUAGACAUAUGAUAUAAUUAUAGUAAUAUUUUGUUAAUGUUAUUAAACACAAAAAGUUAGUCGAUCAGCAUGAGUAAGAAAGUAGCAAUUGUCGGCGCCGGUGCAAUCGGACUAACGACUGCAUUGGCAAUUCAAAGAAAAUUUCCCAAUAUAGACAUUACAAUUUUCACGAAAGAAGUAAGUCCCCACACGACGAGUGACGUUGCAGCUGGACUGUGGGAACCGGUCUUUUUGGGAGACACUCCGGAGGAUAAAAUUGCUUAUUGGUCUCAGGAAACAUAUGAGCAAUUACUAAGAUGGUGGAAAGAGGGUAAAGCAAGAAAAUAUGGCGUAUGUUUAAUGCCAUCAGUAAAAUUAACAGACAAAUUAGAUUUUAAACUUCCAAAGUGGUUAGACUGUACGUUAGGCUAUUAUAUUCUUCCCAAAGAUGAACUAGCUAAGUUAAGUAACCGUCUAGAUGUAAAGUUAACCGCUGGAAUAAAUUUUAUCUCUUUCACUUGGGAAGGUGCUCUUUUCCUGCGAACACUUCAAAAACAAUUUACUGAAAAUGGAGGAAAGAUCGUUAUAAAGGCCGUUAAAAAACUACAAGAAUUAGCUGAUUUUGAUGUGAUUAUUAACUGUGCAGGACUUGGAGCCAAAGAAAUAGUAGGUGACCAGGAAAUGAUAUCAAUUCGAGGACAAGUAAGAAAAGUCGAAGCACCUUGGAUAUAUGAAUCUUGUGUAUUAGACGCCGAACCUAAAGUAUGCUAUAUAAUUCCUAACACAUCUCAAUUAACAUUAGGAGGCACGGCCAACUACGAUGUAGAUGACACUACUGUUACCGAGACUGAUAAAAGUAAUAUUGUUAGAGAUUGUAACCAGUUAGAUCGCUCCCUUAAAUCAGCCAAAUAUCUUAAAGAUGUUGUUGGCUUAAGACCGGGAAGAAGCCAAGUCCGACUCGAUAUCGAAACUUUGCCACACGGUGAUAAGGAGUUAAAAGUAAUUCACAAUUACGGACAUGGGGGAUCUGGAAUCACCUUAUCAUUAGGAUGCGCUGAAGAGGCUUGUAAUUUAUUGCAGAAAAUUAUUACCAAAAGUAAAUUAUAAAACUGAAAUUAAAAUAAAUGUUCUUAAUAUUGUCUU